CCUGUCUGAGCACAACGUGGUCUUUUACAGAUGUACUACGUACAUAUGUAAGUACGUACAGAAAAUACCCAUUGAUCUAGAAUGGAGGUUCCAACAAAGGAACAACUCAAGAAGAAGAAGGUGGUAGAAUUGAGGGCAGAGCUAUCCAAGCUGCAUCUUCCACAGUCUGGUGUGAAGGAUGAUUUGAUAAAAAGACUCAUAUGUCAUUAUAAAGAGGCAGUGGAACAGGAGGCGGCAGCAAAGAACAAACCAGUUUCUGACAAUCAGGGAGACUUGAGUGCUGAGGAAACUCCGCCCACUGAUGUUGUCAUGAUUGAGCCAGCACAAGAUGAAGCUAUGGAGACCGAAGACUCAGCCAUGGUCGUGGAGCAACCGCCCCCCACAGUCGUGGAGCAACCACCCCCCACAGUCUUGGAGCAACCACCCCCCACAGUCUUGGAGCAACCGCCCCCCAUAGUUGUGAUGCAACCACCCCCCACAGUCGUGGAGCAACCGCCCCCCACAGUCGUGGAGCAACCGCCCCCCACAGUCUUGGAGCAACCGCCCCCCACAGUCUUGGAGCAACUGCCCCCCACAGUCGUGGAGCAACUGCCCCCCAUAGUCGUGAGGCAACCACCCCCCACAGUCGUGGAACAACCGCCCCCCGCAAAGGAUCCCCUAUCACAGGUGACCUCUGACUACUACUCUGCUGCUGAUAGCUCAAAGGAGGAGAGUGUGAGAGAGAAGAGUGAAACAGCAAAGGUUCAAGAACCAUCCACUCCAGUGGCCACAGAGGAGAAGGGUAAAAAGAAGAAGAAAAAGAAGCGCAGGAGACGCAAGCAUGACCAGCCACAGCCGACCCCUACUGCUGAUGUCAGCACUAAGGAGAUUGAUGUGAAAAUAGAAUACGUUCAAGAGGAUAUCCUUCAACCUGACGAUCCCAACUAUAAUCAGUUUCACAAGAUCUUUGAGGCCUUCAAAAUGUCCGAGAUGCCUGAGCUGCCCAAGGACCCCAACUCAGUGUCUGAGCUGGUGGCCAAAGCUGCCGAGGCUAGUAAGAAACUGGCCCAGCAGAGAAAGUACCAACCGCAAGAGGAGGAGGAAGAUGAUGAUGAGGAAGAGGGGAAGGACCCUGUAGCAAUGACCAAGAAGAAGCUGCGAAAGCUGAACCGUCUCACUGUAGCACAACUCAAGCAGCUGGUGGAGAGACCAGACGUUGUCGAGAUGCAUGAUGUCACUGCGCUAGAUCCCAAGCUGCUCAUUCAUUUAAAGAGCACUAGGAAUACCGUACCUGUCCCUCGCCACUGGUGCUUCAAGAGGAAGUACCUUCAAGGGAAAAGGGGAAUUGAGAAACCACCGUUCCAUCUGCCAGAUUUUAUCAAGGCCACUGGUGUCAUGGAGAUGCGUGAGACUCAAGAGGAGAAGGACGAUGCCAAAUCCCUCAAGCAGAAGGCCCGGGAGAGAAUACGACCGAAGAUGGGGAAACUGACAAUAGAUUAUCAAAAACUCCACGAUGCAUUCUUCAAGUUCCAGACCAAACCCAAGAUGAGCUCCCAUGGUGAACUCUACUAUGAAGGCAAGGAGUUUGAAACGCGACUGCGACAGAAGAAGCCUGGCGACCUGUCAGAUGAGUUAAGACGUUCUUUAGGCAUGCCCAUUGGAAUGGGGAAACAGAAGUUUCCCCCUCCGUGGCUGGUUGCUAUGCAACGAUAUGGUCCUCCCCCUUCCUAUCCUCACCUCAAAAUACUCGGCCUCAACGCUCCAAUUCCAGAGGGCUGUUCAUUUGGCUACUUUGUUGGUGGGUGGGGAAAGCCCCCCGUUGACGAGGGAGGCCGCCCCCUCUAUGGAGAUGUGUUUGGGAUAGAUACAAAGGAUGUGGGUGGAGUUACUAACGAAGAUGACGAAGCACUCGACAAGGCACCGUGGGGUGAACUAGAGUCUGAGGAAGAGGAGUCAGAAGAGGAGUCUAGUGAGGAUGAGGCUGAGUCUCCUAAACCUGAGGAUAUACAAGCCGGCCUAGUGACUCCAAUGGAAGGACUGGUUACUCCGAGUGGUAUCACGUCCAUACCAGCUGGCCUGGAGACACCUGAGAUGAUCCAACUCAGAAAGAAGAAGAUUGAGGAGGCGAUGGAAGCUGGAGGGGAAACCCCUGCCCUCUAUACUGUGCUCCCAGAAAAGACUGCGGCAGUGGGUGGGGCCAUGAUGGGCUCCUCCCAUGUGUACGAUCUGGGAGCUGCUGCACCAGGUGUUAUCAGGAAGAGUGGACCUGGUGGCGAGGGUGUGGAGGUGGCACUGGACCCCAGUGAGCUGGAUCUAGAUACUGCAACCAUGUCGGCCAGGUAUGAUGAGCAGAUGAAGGACAAGAAUGUACUUCAGAAGGAGGACCUUAGUGACAUGGUGGCUGAGCAUGCGGCGAAGCAGAAGAAGAGGAAGAGAGCUGCAACAGAUAGGGGAAAGGCCUCAAAAAAACUCACAAAGAAUUCAAAUUCUAGACUUUAUUCCUAUGCUUUCUGUCCACACGUACAUUUCUAUAACGAUGCAUUCCAAUUCCUGCUGCUGGUGUUCUUAAUCAUUAUGUCAUGUGGAAACAGAUCAAUGAAUAAAGCUAGAGCCCCUCCCUAGCGAAAACAGGAUUUGACUGCCAGCUUGUACUUGUGGAGACUCCACCUGAUCACCUUCUACAGACAGAGUGUCCAGUUUGUCUCCAGAUCCUUCGAGAGCCCCAUCAGGUUACAUGCUGUGGCUACAGCUACUGUCUGUCUUGUAUUGAGCACAUCAGAAACAAACCUUGUCCGACCUGCAACGAAAAGAACUUCGCUGUAUAUCCGAACAAAGGGCUAAAACACAGUCUUUACGCAUUGAAGGUUCACUGUAGCUACCAGAAAGACGGGUGUAAGUGGACGGGGGAACUGGGGCAGUUUGACAAGCACCUUAAUUAACUCAAAUUCUACACCUGCGAAACAACUGGAUGGAUGUCAGUUUGUUGAAAUAGUUUGCCUUGAUUGUGAUGCCAUCGUAAAACGAUGCGAUUUUGAUCGUCGUAUUUCAAUUGACUGCUCUGUUACUGUUCUCUGUGAUUUUCACCACGUUGGAUGUGCCUUAAAACUUCCUCGUAAAGACAUGCCAAAACACCUGAGAGAGAACCUCCUCACACACAUCUCUCUAUUAGCCACCAGUCAUGCCAAACAACAGGAUGAAAUCACCAGGCACAAAGUUCAAAUUGCUGAACUGACUAAGCUCACUGCAGACCAGCAAAACCAAAUUGUUUCGCUACAUACUGAGAAUAAAAGCCUGAGAAGUGUGGACCCAGAAAUUGAAAUUGCUCGAGAAAUAACAGUGCCAGUAGAAACUUCUGAAAUAGUUACCUUGACAAAUUUCCAACAACAAAAGGACGAAGACACUGUGUGGUUCUCCCCUCCUCUCUCUCAGGGCUACAAGAUCUGCUUUGCUGUGUACCCUAAUGGAGACGGCGCCGGCAAGAACACUCAUAUCUCUGUGUACUCAUAUCUCAUGCCUGGGGAGUUUGAUGAUACACUGACGUGACCAAUUCGAGGGGAGAUUCGAUAUCAGCUACUCAACCAAGAAGAUGGAGAAGGAGUGAUCGAGUACAUAUCAUGAGAGAAGGAGUGACAAGAGUUGUGCAAGAGUUCUCUAUGCUAAACGCUCUGGAGGGCUAGGGAUGGGAAGGUUCCUCCUGCAAGGUCUUCUCCCAAAAUACCUGCAAAAGGAUUGUCUCAAGCUUCGUAUCUAUGGUGGCAAUGUUAGAAUGUAAUGGACCUGUGUUUUUACUUGUGAAGUGUUA
This is a messenger RNA of Halichondria panicea, 3781 nucleotides long. Its product is annotated as splicing factor 3B subunit 2-like. The coding region runs from base 82 to 2601 and encodes 839 amino acids. Gene Ontology annotation, cellular component: nucleus; U12-type spliceosomal complex. The record is from RefSeq and is a predicted model, not a curated record. Lineage: Eukaryota; Metazoa; Porifera; Demospongiae; Suberitida; Halichondriidae. The transcript is spliced from 16 exons.